AUGGACGUGUACACGCGCGCGGGGCGGGGCGCGCGGGAGCGUUUGAACGGCGGGGACCGUUGGGCGCCCCCCGCGCGCGCCCCCCGCGGCGGAGCCGCGCUCCCGCGCGAGCGGCUCGCGGCCGCCCCUCAGAGCGCGGCGGGAGCCCCAGCGCAGCACGGGAUCGCCUCCGGACGGGUCUGGGACAUCCCCAGCGAGGCGGACCCUGCGUCCCGUCUGUCCCAGGACUCGUCACUGCGCUCUAAAGAAGUUCUUCCUCGCGUUCGUGUAAAACUUGCUGUGAAUCUGUGGCUGCCGUUGCCUCGUGUUGCCGUGGUCGGCACCGUGAAGCGGAGCCUGGCCAGCCUCUUGGCAGCGCCCCGUGGCCUUGAUGCUUCUGCAAACACACAGCAUCCACAUAAGAGAACUGAGACAGCCAUAAACGGUUUUAUCAUGACAAAGGAACUGGUUUUCAGCUGCCUCAGCUUUCUGAAAUAUUUUUUGCGUGACCUGCUGGUGCUGGCAGGAGGGAGGAAGCAGAACUGCAGCAUCCCCCUGAUGGAGAUCAAUUGGAAAUGCUCCCUUGAAGACACAGACACAAGAAGAACAUUGACUGUGCUGGAAGGUUGGUUAACCACAGCCCCAGAGGAAAUCCAGAGAGGCUGAGCAUGCUUUUGUCUCACAGGCUAUCAUUAACCUGUAGCAUUGAUAAUUGCAAUACAGUAAUCUGAUUUUACUCA
Molecule: messenger RNA, 719 nt
Organism: Vidua macroura (Pin-tailed whydah)
Lineage: Eukaryota; Metazoa; Chordata; Aves; Passeriformes; Viduidae
Exons: 3
Coding region: 1-645 (214 amino acids)
Source: RefSeq, a predicted model, not a curated record